UUUUUGUUGUUUGUAGAUAAUUCUGUUCUGUCUGACGAAACUGUGUUGUAUUGAAGAUGAACGUCAAACUAACCUUAGAAUCGCGUUUUAGGAUAAGGAUGGGAAGUAUAGCAUAGGAAUGGUUUCAUUUUUCCAUUCGUAAAUUGUUUACACAAUUUUGUUUAGUUUCUGCAAUUUUGCAACUUAAUCUUUCCAUGUGACAUCCAUGUUAAAAGGUUUGAACCUAGGUCCAGUUCAAGGAUUGAGAUACAUACAUUACAAGUUGUAGCGUUCAACAAAGAAUAUUGGAUCAAUCUAAGAUGAUCCCAGUGUACUGUCCAUUGUGUUGCGAUCAGCCUUUUGAGGAUCAGCAGACCUUAUUCUUUCAUCUUCGAGGUCUGAGGAACAACCUCUUCUGUCCAAUCUGCUCAGAACGGUUCUCAUCUUUGGAGUACCUCAUUGGCCACUUGGGACGCAAAUGUAAUGGACCACUGUCACCUCCAGAGGCGAAGAGAAAAACGAUUAUCCAGCUCAAAAUGCAGUGAUGGCGAGCCAACACAAUCCAGUGUGGAUUCAUCCGUACGUGAUCAAACGAAAGAAAUUGAAGUAAUUGAUCUUAUUAAUCAUGUUGAGGAUCAGUCCUCGACUGAAGAUGUGACCUGCAUAGGACAGAAUGGAACACAGAACAAAGAUGCUUUGAAACUUAUCCCACAAAAAUUUGUUAACAGGUUGUCCAAAAGUAUAACAUUGAGUGUUGAACCAGUACAAAAAACUUCUGAGCAAAAAAAAAUUAUCAGUUCUUCAUCCACAUCAAUAAAAUUAACACCCAGGAAAACUCCACAUUCCACUUCAGUGCCUGUCUCUGUUCCUGAUAAUACACUAAAAAAGCUGGCAAUGAAUUCUGCCCUUGAUAUUGAACUGAAAUCACAAAGUGGAAAGAAAGGAAAAUCAUCAUUAAAACCUUCUCUUUCUAUUAUUACUCCUAAAAAUGUGUCAGACAUGAGUGACCCAAGUGUAAAAGUUACCACUGGAAUGCCAAAGUCUCAAAAGCCCGGGCCUCUAUCUUACAAAAGUCGGCUAAGGCAUGACGACACCUCUUGUUCCAUGUCAGUGGGUAAAAGUCAGGAAAAUAAUUUACCAGUAACUUCUGAGACUGUGUCAGAAGCUUUAACCUCUGUUUGUGAUACUAGUACUACAAAUUCUACUUCUGAAUCAGGUGUUACAACAACCUCAAAUUCAGCUUAUACAUCGAGUACAAAUACAGUAACUCCUAAAACUGAUCCACAACGUCGGAAACGGGGCCGACCACGAAAAUACCCGGUAAAGAAUGAGGAAUUAACAAAUGAUAAAAAAACAAAAUGUUCUACCAAACGGGUUUUGGAGAAAUCUGUUGAACCUGAAAUUCUAUCAUCAAAAAAGUUGCAAAAGGAAAUGGCUUCAAAGAACAAUUCAGUACCAAAAGGUGCAUUAAAAAAUAUCACCAUAGACGGGUCAAGAGAUGACAGUGUUUUAGAUAAAAUCACAGAUAACACAAUGGAUGAACUGGUUUAUAACGAUGACAAUGAUUCUCCAAAGGCCAGUUGUGUUGACAAUGAAAGUUCAAAAACAGAUUGUUCAAGUCCAAAGAAAGCAGAUGAAGACAGUAAAGUUAAAGAUGGAAAUGCACAGAAUGAGGAGGAAGAGGAGUAUACUUGCUCUGCAUGUAAUAUUAGGUUUACUUCCAUUUAUGAACACAUCAAAGAGCACCACAAUGGAGAAGAAGUUGUAGUUGAGGUACCAGAAGAAGAAAUUAAGGAGGAUCUAAAAGUAUACCAGAAUGAGAAUAGCACCAAAGUGGCAGUGGAUCCUCUAGCUGUGGCAGUGGAUCCUCUAGCUGUUGCUAGAGAUACAACUGACAGUGUCAAUGAUAUAGAUGCCAAUAGUGGUAAUACAUCUGUUAAGGAUUGUACUACCUCAACUGCAAUAGAAAGCAAUAAAAUAUCCACUAACCACUCCAGAACUGAGUCUGCAGAUGAGGGAGGUGGCAAAAACAUCAGCUGCUCCAAAUCUGUGAUUGAUGUACGAGAAUCAACAAAGGGUGAAUGGGUGCAAACAGUAUGUAAUCAUAGAAGAUAUUACCAGUUUGUGAGUGAUCAUACAAAACUGAAGGAUAUACUGGACGAAAUGAAAGGCAAUAAGAGGGUUCACCCUAGAUUUAAAAAGCCAGUGGAGGACCUGUUUUUGAGUCCAGAAAUCAAUAUGGUAGAAAUUAGUCAUAAACCAAAAAGUCCAUUCUUUGUUACUAGGACUAUUGAUUUUAACAACCCCAUACCGAUGUAUGUAGUGGAAAGGCAGGCAAAGGAUACUGAGACUCCCCUAGGUGGCAUCGCAAGUUACAUCAUGGCUAAUCCUUCACGAACCAGCCCCUCCUCGGUUUCAGAGGAUACUAAGGUGAUAGCAGUGAUGAAAGUGGUAUUGGGCAAGGAUAGGCGACUGACUAUGGAGAAUAUAGUGUUCAAGGAAAAGCCUGUAACUCAAGACAUGAUUCCUAUAUUAGUGGAUGUGUCAGAUCCGGAAAUUCCUCUACUUAAAGGGAGCAAAUUGCUGAAGUGGAAGUGCACAAAGUGUUUAGCCACAACAUGGAAGUUUCCUAUUUCUAAAGACACACACUCGUGUUUCGCAUGCACCAUUUGCCACAAGCCUUUUGCCAGCAAGAUGUCGCUCAUCAAGCACAUGGUUAUACAUGAAAGACAGAAGGACAGCAACAACGACAGGUUCUGUGAAGAGUGUCAGACUGCGUUUGUGAAAAGAUCAGGUCUCAUGAAACACAUGAAGAUACACGACACUCACACGUUGUGUAGCCUUUGUAAACUGUUUGUACCCAAAGGACAAGAAACAGACCAUCAACAUCUGCAUGAGAAAAGUCCUCAGGAACAAUUUCCUUGCUGCAUCUGCAUGAAGGUGUUUCGAUCCACUGAAGAGAUGAAGCAACAUGAGGCGAGAAUGUGCAAUAAACUGGUAGCCAAGUAUAAAUGUGUUCACUGCGACAAAAGGUUCUACUCUGUCAUCGCCCUCUCGUACCACUCAAGGGAGCACAAGAAUGUGAAGAUCAAGAUCCCUUGCCAGUACUGUGAUAAAAAGUUCAUCUUGGAGAAAGAACGGACUCACAAUAAGGCAGGAAAAAGAAAACCUUCGGGCUUCAUUCAAAAAUUGUGGCAUGAAAGGAUACACACACGCCACCGGCCCUUCUUGUGCUCCUCCUGUCCCAAAAGGUUCCGCAACCAACACCAUCAUGCAUCGCACGUGACGCAGGCCCAUAUACCACCCACUAGUUGUAAAACAUCUGUUCAUAUGUGUCAUGUGUGUGACAAAGUGUUCCAGAACGCGUCUUUACUGACGUCACAUCUCAGGGAACACAGUGUUACUUAAAUGUUGUUUUAACAUUGGAGCACUAAUCGUCUCAUGUAUUAUUUAGUUAUUGCAGUUUUAAUAAGUGUGUAAGUUUAAAGUAGUUAUAGAGAAAAAAGGAAUAUAGCAUAUGUAUUGAAUUGUUUGGUAAAUCCAAAGGAUAUAGUCUGUGAUAUCCGUAAAUAUUAUACUAAAAUUUGGUUAAUUGUAGGAGUUAUUAUUUUUAAUAUUGAGGGUUUAAAAGUACAAAGAACUACUUUUUUAAAUAUGCAUAAAAUAUUUUCUUUAAAAUAUGGGCUUACAAUGCAUUACAUUUACAAUAUAUACAAUUUAUUUAUAGUCUAAUGUAUUUGUUUAUGUUAUUGAACAAUUUUAACAAUACACUACUUUUGAAUUUUCAUACUUAAUAAUAUCAAAGAAUUGUA
Molecule: messenger RNA, 3791 nt
Organism: Homalodisca vitripennis (glassy-winged sharpshooter)
Lineage: Eukaryota; Metazoa; Arthropoda; Insecta; Hemiptera; Cicadellidae
Exons: 9
Coding region: 463-3387 (974 amino acids)
Biological process (GO): regulation of transcription by RNA polymerase II
Cellular component (GO): chromosome
Molecular function (GO): RNA polymerase II cis-regulatory region sequence-specific DNA binding; chromatin insulator sequence binding; DNA-binding transcription factor activity
Source: RefSeq, a predicted model, not a curated record